Molecule: messenger RNA, 4304 nt
Organism: Quercus lobata
Lineage: Eukaryota; Viridiplantae; Streptophyta; Magnoliopsida; Fagales; Fagaceae
Product: DEAD box RNA helicase family protein
Exons: 8
Coding region: 291-3818 (1175 amino acids)
Molecular function (GO): ATP binding; RNA helicase activity; nucleic acid binding
Source: RefSeq, a predicted model, not a curated record
UCAUGGCGAAAGCCUAGACUGUCGUUCCAGGCGAUACUAGCUUUGCUUUGCUCCUCCUUAACCCAACCCUAACAACAAUCAUCGAAUCCAAAUGCCUCCAAGCUUUCGCACAAAAUUUUGUGCCUUUUUUCCCAUUCUCAAAUUCUAGUCCGACUCACACACAGGACUAGUACUAUAACGUUUUCGAUUUUAGGGUUCCACAUUCGGCUUCGUAGUUACCUGUAAGAAGAGAAUCGAACGCUUUUGUACUUGUUUUUUCAUUCUUAUUUGCUACUAGAUAAAUAUUUGAAAUGGCUACUGCGGAGCCCGCUGCUGCUUCUCUUGGUCCACGGUAUGCGCCUGAUGAUCCCACCCUUCCGAAACCUUGGAAGGGUUUGAUUGAUGGAAGCACGGGUGUGUUAUACUACUGGAAUCCUGAAACGAACGUCACCCAAUAUGAAAAGCCAGCCUCUUUGGCACCACCUAUGCCGGUUGGCCAGCCUACUGUUGCUUCUACGCCUAAGUUGGCUGCAAUACCAAUGGCCCAGUCAAUGCCAGCAAAUGGUGUGAUAGCUCAGCACGGGCAGCAGAUAACACAAGCCCCACAACAGCAGGGGCAACACAUGAGCCAGUUACCUCAACAGCACAGUCAAUUAAUGGCACAACAGCAGAGUUCAAUGGUGGCACAGGUUUCUCACCCGCAGGGAUCUCAAAUGGUGCAAGGGGCACAGCAACACGGUUCUCAAAUGGGACAACACUUGCAACAGCAGGGGCAACCCCCAGUGUCACAACCACAUCACUUCAUGCAGCAAAUGAUGCAGUAUCCAGCUCAGCAUAUCCCGCAGCAGCAGCCAAUCCAGCACAUGCCUCAGCAGUCAACUCAGCAAGUGCUGCAGCAGCCUGGGCAGCAAAUGCCACAACAAGCCAUUCAGCAAAUGCCCCAGCAGCUGGGGCAACAAACACCACAGCAUCAAGGUUCACAAAUGGCACAACCGCAAGCGCAUCAAUUUACACAUCCUCAGCUGCAAUAUAUGGCAUAUCAGCAAAGCAUGAUUCCACAAGGGCAGCAAAGUUCACAGCAGCAGGCCCAGCAUGAUGCACAAGGGCAGCAAUUUGCAAAUCAACAGGAGUAUAAGGCAGCAUUCCCAAAUAGGGAGGAAGUUGAUUUUCAAAACAGAAACCAAAUUGGAUUUUCUCCAUCCCAGUUCCAGCAACCUGGGACCUCAUCUAUUCAUAACCUGCCUGCUGGGAGCAAUUCAGUUCAGAUGCCUCAGAUGGGUGUUCAUUCAGGUCAAGCCCAACAAUAUGGUGGCUCUUUGGGGAGCAUGCAGCAACCCUCUAUGGGUCAAUUGCAGCAAACUAGGCCUGAUUUGGUUCACCAGCAACAUGGUCCUAGAUUUCAAAAUCAGUUGGGCCCAGCAAUGAUGCAUAGUCAGCAGUCUAAUGUGCCCCCUGUUGGAUCAAAGGUGGGGCAUGAGGAUAACUUACAUGGUAGAACUGGAAAUGAAUACUACUUUAAUGCUAACAAGGAAGGGCCAACUGGUCCCCAAGAUCCCAAGCUUGCAGUAAUACCUAUGGCUAGAAACCCUCAGGAGAUGAGGAUCAGUGGUGCUCCAUUUCAAAGUCCCAAGCCUGGUCAUGCCAAUGCAGUGAAUGCUGUCACAGGACAUGCCAUGCAUAUGCACGGCCAUGCAGCAGGUGGUCCUCCAUUCUCAAGUAAUGCUUUGAUGAGGUCUCCUUUUGUGGGAUCUACAGAUGUUACUGGUCUCUCACCUGUUGAAGUUUACCGGCAACAGCACGAAGUUUCAGCAACGGGGGACAAUGUUCCAGCACCAUUCAUGACAUUUGAAGAGACUGGAUUCCCUCCAGAGAUAUUGAGAGAGAUAUAUUCGGCUGGAUUCUCAUCUCCCACACCAAUUCAGGCGCAGACAUGGCCGAUUGCCUUGCAAAGUAGGGACAUAGUGGCAAUUGCAAAAACAGGUUCUGGGAAAACAUUGGGCUAUUUGAUCCCUGCCUUCAUGCUUCUUAGGCAUUGCCGUAAUGAUCCUCAGAACGGCCCAACAGUGUUGGUUUUGGCUCCAACCCGGGAACUUGCUACACAGAUACAAGAAGAAGUCAUGAAAUUUGGCCGAUCAUCCGGAAUCUCCUGCACGUGCUUAUAUGGUGGUGCUUCAAAGGGCCUACAGCUAAAAGAAUUAGAUCGAGGGGCAGAUAUUGUUGUGGCAACUCCUGGUCGGCUAAACGACAUCCUUGAGAGUAAGAAGAUUGACUUUAUACAAGUUUCACUUCUUGUGCUUGAUGAGGCUGAUCGAAUGCUUGACAUGGGUUUUGAACCUCAAAUUCGUAAGAUUGUGAAUGAGAUACCCCCACGCAGACAAACUCUUAUGUACACAGCAACUUGGCCCAAAGAAGUAAGAAAAAUAGCUGGUGAUCUUCUUGUCAAUCCUGUCCAGGUUAACAUUGGCAGUGUCGAUGAGCUUGCUGCAAACAAGGCUAUCACACAGUAUGUUGAGGUUGUUCCACAAAUGGAGAAGCAGAGGCGCUUGGAGCAGAUCCUUAGAUCCCAAGAACGAGGUUCAAAGAUCAUUAUUUUCUGUUCCACAAAGAGAUUGUGUGAUCAGCUUGCACGUAGUAUUGGACGUAGUUUUGGGGCUGCUGCAAUUCAUGGAGACAAGUCUCAGGGUGAGAGAGACUAUGUUUUAAAUCAGUUCAGGAGUGGAAAGUCUCCAAUAUUAGUUGCGACGGAUGUUGCUGCCCGUGGGCUUGACAUCAAAGAUAUAAGGGUGGUAAUCAACUAUGAUUUCCCUACCGGGGUUGAGGACUAUGUCCACCGAAUUGGAAGAACUGGGAGGGCUGGUGCAACUGGAAUGUCAUACACCUUUUUCUCUGAGCAGGACUGGAAAUAUGCAGCUGAUCUGAUCAAAGUUUUGGAGGGGGCUAACCAGCUUGUGCCCCAAGAGGUGCGAGAGAUUGCUUUACGUGGUGCACCAGGUUUUGUCAAGGAUCGGGGUGGGAUUAGCCAUUUUGAUUCUGGUAGUGGUGGUGGUGGUUAUGGUCGUUAUGAUUCUGGUGGGCGUGGUGGCAUGAGGGAUGGUGGCUUUGGUGGGCGUGGUGGCAGAGAUGGCAACUUUGGUGGGCGUGGAGGCAUGAGGGCUGGUGGUUUUGGUGGACGAGGUGGCAUGAGAGAUGGUGCCGUUAGUGGGCAUGGUGGGAGAAGUGAUUUUUUUCCUGGUCGUAGCAACAGGGGACGUGGGUUUGGUGGUCCUAGUGGUAGUAAUGUUGGUUGGGGUAGGAAUGAUCGUGGCCCAUAUGAUCGGUACAACAAUAUGGAUGGGCGUGGACGGGGACGUGGGCGGGGAAGAUUUGACAACAGAAGAGACGUUGAUAGGAAGAGAGGCAGAAGUUAUAGCCGUAGCCCUGAAAAAGUUAGAACAUGGGGUUAUAGCAGAAGCAGCAGCCGCAGCCGCAGCCGCAGCCGUAGUCGAAGCCGAAGUAGGAGUAGGAGCUGGAGCAGGGGUCGUAGCUACAGCCGCAGCCCUCGCCGCAGCCGUAGUUGUAGCUACAGCCGCAGCCCUCGCCGUAGUCGCAGCCGUAGCCACAGCCGCAGCUAUGACAAAUAUGAGAGGCCACAUGAAAGAAACUCCAAUGAGAAAGAUGUUACGAUGCCUGCAUUUGAGGCUGCGCCUGAAUCAGGGAUGUCUCCUAUGUCCCCAGGCACACGAGGGAAUGCAUCCCCUGGAGCCAAUCUCAUUGCACAGCUACCAGUGGUUGAGAGUACCGAAGCAGGGCUUCCAGAGGAUGCUGUAGUCUUGUCCCAUCAAUCAGCUGCUGCACCUUAAGUCGUUCUUUGUGUUAGUGAGGGUGAUUUCUGGUUUUGUGUUUAUCAAGUGGCUCUUUUGACCUCUCACAUAUAAGACUGGCUUCCUAAUGAGAUUUUGUUGACAGCAAGUUGAGGUUGGGUCAUAUGGGUUGGAAUAGCUAAUGUGUUAGAUGUGACCAGCCGGCCUGCUUCUACGUCAUGGGUGGAUAAUUGUUUUAGGAUGGAUAAUUGUUUUAGGAUAAUUGAGGGUGGUUUCUGGACAUUCAAGUUCAGGGUAGCUCUUCGAACUCAUUUUUGUGCUAUUCUGAUCUAGUGGUGGUUCAAUUUGAGUGCUGGGAAGGGUAUUUACUGUGAUAAAAAAAGAAAAAGAAAAAGAAAGUAGGUAUUUCUAGGUGGAAUUUGGAUGGACAAUAUAGAUAUAGUUCCUUCCCUAUAUCUUUCCAAUGUUCUCACAUUUACUUGGCAAUGUCAUGAAUUAAUAUAUAUUUUUUCAAUUUGUACUUUA